GUUGCAGGAUUGGUAAAUUAUUGAUAAAUAGUUCUGUUUGUUUAUAAUUUUUUAAACGCCUCAGUUACAACACAAUCAUUUAUUUCAGUUAAGCAAAAGUGACUUCGCUGUCAGUGAUUCUUCUUCUACUCAGAGUGCUGAAAGAUCUAUUGCUUAACCGCAUGUAGAGAUUUUUUCUAAAAUUAGUGUAUAUGGCGGAGAAGGACGAAAAUGUGUGAGAUUUAAAUCAUGUCAUUGCAAGUAACCAUUGAAAUUGGCCAUGAGGCUUCUAUUCGAAGUAAGAAAACACAGGAUGGAUUCACACAUGACUGGGAGCUUUUUGUCCGUGGUGUAGAUGGUGCAGAUAUUAGGCAAUAUAUUGAUAAAGUUAUUUUCCAUUUACAUCAGACAUUUCCAAAUCCCCGAAGAGUUAUUAAAAAUCCACCUUACUCAAUUAAAGAGUCAGGUUAUGCAGGUUUCUCUUUGCCAAUUGAUAUUUACCUCAAAAAUAAUCAAGAACCAAAGAGAGUGAAAGCCAAUUAUGAUUUGUAUUUACAAGAUUCAGGUCCACCUGUUUCAAGAGUACAAAAAGAACAUUAUACAUUUACCAAUUUAUCUGAUGAAUUUAAAAAUCGAUUGUUAAAAGGAGGAGCAGUACCAAUCAACACAGGUAACUAUCUAGGAGAUAGGCCUUCUUCUCAUGAAGAAAAGAACCAAAUGACAAGUAAACCAAAACUAGCUGGGGUGGACAUAAAAAAACCAAAAAUGAAACAGGAUACAAGUUUUGAAAAUUUAUUUGGUACUCCAUUUCACAAAUCAGAGUCCAAAAUGAUCUCAUCAGAACCUGUAAAAUCUAAAGAUAGUAAAAGUUCUAGUUCUUCGAAAAAUGAUAAAAACUUGGAAAAGAUUAAAUCUAAAAGUCCUCAUAAAGAUAAAGAUAGAAGUAUGCAUAAAGAUAGAAAGGAAAGUGAAUCUGAUAAGAAAUCAAAAGAUGAGAAGAAAAGCAAAGAAAAAUUAAAAGAAAAAGAAAGAAGCAAAGACAAAAAUUCUAAAAAGGAUAGAGACAAAUCACCUGGUAGAGUAAGAAGCCCAAGUCCAAAAAGAUCACCAAAAAGGUCAUCUACUCCUCCUCCAAAGGAAAAGAAAGAUAAGGAAGUAAGUAAGGAUAAAGAAAGAGAGAAAGAAAAGGAAAGACAUAGAAAGGAAGAAAAAAGGAACAAGAAAGAAAAAAGGGACCACAAGGAAAAUAAAUUGAAAGAUAAUGAUAAGGAAAAGGAGCAUAAAAAUAAGACAAACAAAGAAUUUGAAAAAUCAAAGGAUUUGUCAAAGGAAAAACAAAAUCUACAACUCACCUCCCAGCCUAUAGUACAAAGUCCAUUGCCUUUAUUACAAAAAACUGAGAAGAAAGAAAAGAUUAAAGAAAAAGAUAAGGAACAAUCUAAAGAAGAUGAAAAACCUGAAAAAAACAGGUCAGACAAAUCAGAAGAGAAGAGUAAACAUAAACAUAAGAAGAAAGAUAAAGAUAAACACAAAGAUAAACAGAGGGAAGAUAAAAGUCACAAAACUGAAAAGAAGUCAGAGAAAAAUAACUCAUUACCCUCAAAUAUCAAGGAAAAUGGUAGAGAUAUUCUUCCCGCCCGGGAGACUGACAAAACAAGUCUAUUUGGCAAUAGUCCUAAGAGUGAUUCUCCUCAGGAAAUGAUCAAGAAAGACAGAGAUGAUUCACCCAACAGCUCAAAGCACAGCAGUCGGGAGCCUUCCCCUCAUCUUCCAACUAUUUGUGCGCCAGAAAAAUUGCCUGAAUCUGAAGUCUCUAGAGAUAUGGAUGUAAAUAUAAUUCCACCUACCGUAUUUAAAAAGGCUUUGUCUCCUAAGAAAAAAGACAAGAAGGAACGUAAAAAAGAGAAAAAAAGCGAUCGAGAUCACGAGAAAAAAAGAAAGCGAAAAAGUGAUCAGAGUUUGAAUGAGGAUGCUCCAAUGGAGAAAAUGUACAUUAAAGACGAAGAUGUAGCAAUUAACAAUAAUUCGGAUGAUGAACGAAAGGUAACGAGUACGGACAGCGUACAUGACGAAAAACAACAAGAGGCUGAAGAUUAUAUGAGUAUGCUACGUGAGCUACAGCACAAAAUCAUGGGUUUGAAGGAUAAUAGUGACUUGCAGAGAGUUGUUCAACUGAUAGCUGAAACAGGUCAGUUUGAGGUGUCUGCUCACACAUUUGACUUUGAUUUGUGCCUCCUGGACCGUACGACUGUGUCUCGACUACAAGACUUUUUCCGAACAGUUUAGUGACAUGUGUUGAGGUUCACUGUUUAACGGCUGCCUUGUGAUCGGUAACUAUCGAUUGUUGUUAGACUUGAGGUUUUUACUACCAGUGCACAUAGUGAUUAUCAAUUUAUUUAAUCAACUUUUUAAUUUAAUUGAAAUGUUGUUCAGGACUAGUUGUUAUUUGGAAAAAAUAUCUUCUUGCAUUAAUGCAUAAUUUCAACUGCUGUCACCUGUAACUAAAGUACAUUUAUAUUUAUAUAAUUAUUUAUUGAUACUGAGGUUUAAUUUAAUUUAUAAAAUUAAAUUAUCUAGUGAUAUACAUUUCAUUUUUUGUACUGCAUAUGUAAGCCUGUGAUAAACAUUUAGUAACGCUGACAAAUUAUAUUUAAUGAUAUUUUACAUUUACAUAUAAAUAUAUUAACUUAUACAUGCUUAUAAUUUUAACUGCAGUUAUUUUUAUCUAAAAAUAUGAUAUUUUUUAGAAAAAGGAUAAAGGAGAGAAAUGAAUAAAAGAACAAAUUUAUAUUA
Molecule: messenger RNA, 2772 nt
Organism: Aethina tumida (small hive beetle)
Lineage: Eukaryota; Metazoa; Arthropoda; Insecta; Coleoptera; Nitidulidae
Gene: ear
Product: protein AF-9
Exons: 8
Coding region: 229-2265 (678 amino acids)
Biological process (GO): regulation of DNA-templated transcription
Cellular component (GO): super elongation complex
Source: RefSeq, a predicted model, not a curated record